Fusarium poae is the source of this 1893-nucleotide messenger RNA. RefSeq lists its product as uncharacterized. Lineage: Eukaryota; Fungi; Ascomycota; Sordariomycetes; Hypocreales; Nectriaceae. The record is from RefSeq and is a predicted model, not a curated record. Bases 1 to 1893 code for a protein of 630 amino acids. The transcript is spliced from 11 exons.
AUGACAAGAUCUCGCAUGUCGACCAGUUUGGAAGACUACGUCUUUCUAGUCGCUGGAACUCGAUAUGUCGCGCUUCGACCACAAACAGAUUUUAUUCUCCCGGGCGCGCCCUCUUUUACUCUAGCCACUGUCUUUGUUCUCCCGCCGGACGAUAGAAGUCACAUCGCAGCAGAGUGGCUGAAAGAAAGAGUGGCAUCGUACCGACAGGAUGAUGUAUUCCACAACGACUUUCUUGCCAACAUUAUAUUCCACAGCGCUGGUAAAGAUGCCCUCGAUAUCACAGACGAUGCCGCGCAGUAUCUCCGCGAGAUCGGCAAUCAGGCAACGGCUUUCAGCACAUCGACAGGCCUUCGGCCGGGUCCAUAUGCCUGUAUUAACCAGCAAUUGAGGCAGGCUUGGAAGCUGGUGGAUGACUUCAACGGAACUUGCAUGGUUACUUUGAAACCGCGAUCCAGGCGAGUGAUCACUUUCAAUUUGUCCGAUUCUUUCGAAUCUUUUCCACUGAGAAGCUCCGAUGACCAGUUCUCUUGCUUUGCUCUUCCAUCUCGCAUAUCAACUGAGGCGACCACUAACUCCGCCAUCGCCGGCUUCCGCAUCAUCAUCAAAGACAAUAUUCAUCUUAAAGGCAUCAAAACUUCCCUUGGUAAUCGAUCCUUCUACAACACAUACCCAGCAUGUGACGAAUCAGCAGAAUGCAUCCAGAAACUGAUAAACGGCGGUGUGGUGAUUUCUGGAAAGGCCAAAAUGAACUCGUUUGGAAACUGGGAAGAGCCGACCGAGUAUACGGACUACCAGGCACCCUGGAAUCCCCGUGCAGAUAGAUAUCAGUCCACCGGCGGUAGCAGUUCUGGGAGUGCAGCUGCCAUUGCAUCAUAUGACUGGCUUGACAUCGCUAUUGGUACUGACACUUGGGGAAGCGUGACAAGGCCCGCACUAUGGUGCGGUUGCUUUGGUCUACGGCCCAGUCUCGGAAUGGUUUCGUGUAACGGAGUCGAACCCUACGUCAAAUCUUGGGACAUUCCAGGCAUUCUUGGAAGAGACUUGAAGAAGUGCAGAGAUUUCGCAGCUGAGUGGUUCAACCUCGAUAAAUGUGGUAAAAACACCAAGGCAGGUCCAUAUCCAUUCUCUUCCAUCAUCUGGCCAGAGGACUUCUGGAAGAUCAUCGACAAGGAACAGGUUGACAUGGGGAGGAAGUUCUCCAAACUCGUUGAACAAGACCUGGGUAUAGUCCUUGAAUCUCUGUCUUUCGAAGAAAUAUGGGCAAAAAAUCCCCCCUCCGUAGCCAAUGGCCGAUUGCUGCACGACUUCAUUCAUCCGGCCACCGUCGCCCUCGCGUAUGAUGUUUAUCACAGUUGCGACGAUUUUCGUGUGAAGCACUGGGAGUAUUUCAACUGUGCACCAUAUACAACGAUUCCUAACGAAAGAUUAUGGGCCGUUGGCAAAACGAUCACGAAAGCACAACGAGAUGAGGGAUUUGCAAAAAUCGAGACGUACAGAAAAUGGUUUACUGAAACUAUCUUGGUGGAAAAGCAUAGCAACGCCCUGAUUAUUUUACCACUCGAGAACAUGGCACCGAGAUACCGUGACGAGCCACCCAAGUUCAAACGUCCUCCUCAAGAUGGAAUCAAUGCUUUGUCACUUGCGCCUGUUCUACAUUCACCAGUCCUUACUGUUCCAAUCGGUGAAAUUUCAUAUCAUUCUCGAGUAACAAAGUGCGAAGAAAGGCUUCCAUUCUCAGUCGCAGUUAUGGGUAUUCCAGGGGUUGACCUGUCCCUAAUGGAAACCGUGUACAGCGUACUUGAGAAAGCAGGCUUGCCGACUAGCGUAGAGACGGGAAAGACACUGUGGCGUGAACAAGCGAUUGCCCUCAAGGAUCAGAGUAAAGAGGAUUGA